AAGAGUAAGGAGGACAAGAGGCUGCAAUUAAUUGGCUGCUUCGGCAACGUAGACGGAGGCUCCAUCCGUUCGCUCCCCCAGAGCUGGUUUGCCCUACGCAGCCAACGAUCAACAAUUGCCGUGGUGGAUCUCGAUCAGGAUGAGAGCGAAGGGGGUGGUAGAGGGGAGGGAGGCCAUCCUGGCGAAGAUGCUGGGCGAGGGUGGAAUCGGGUGAGGAAGGCCGAAGGAGGGCGAAGGAGGGCUGGAAUAGGAUGGCAGUGGAUAGUAGUGGGGUGAGAUGGGAUGAACAAGACAGAAGCACGAGAGAGAGAGAGAGAGAGAGGAGAAAUUCUGGCAUCCAGCGCAUAGCGGGGUACGCGCAAGCGCCGCGACGCUCCUCGACGCCACAUCAAACGUAGCGGCUAUAGGUUAAAUCCUCGUAUCCGUUUUUGUUGUUUUUCCCACGGUGCCUCCUGAUCCCGCCUUCAAAAGUACGCUUGGACCAAUCGCGAGUACGGCACCGGGACGCUCGCCGUCGGGACGCCGACGUCACCGAUCGCCUCGUCGUCACAGUCGACGUUUCUUAACAGGUCGACUACUCGCCCGGCGUCAUCCGCCAAUGCCAGCGUCGUUGUCGUCGCCGUCGCAUCCCAAAAUCAUCAUCUCCUUACGUUCCUUCCUGCCGUCGAAGAUCACGUCUCCCGUAAUUCGUCAUCUUAUUUUUAUCAUCGUCCUUCUCGGUCCUUCUGGACCAUCGAUCCACCGAUCGGCAACUAUCGUCCAGAGCUCGAAAUCGGUCCGCGCACCUCCGGGUCCACCUCCGGGUCCACCUCCGGGUCCACAGGAUAAUCGUCACUGGCAAGAAGUCAUGAACGGAGCGACUUCGUGUGGACCGUCGGAUGAUCAGCAUCAUCAUCCACGUCAACAGUCGCAAAACGAAAGCAGCUCGGAUCGUCCCAGAAGUCCCACGACUCCGCUCAGCAUACGUCACGAUUCCGGAGAGAGCAGCGUGAUCUCGCCAGGAUUGCCAGAGCGCUACAGUCCGCUGGGAGCGACAGGAUCAGCAUCCAGUCACGAUCCCUACGCAUCCCGUUCGGUCCAGGAAUGUCCGGUUCCCCUUUGUCGCGGGGUGCCUACCGACUUCCCUCUGGCACGGUCGCCCUACCUCACCGCCCUGGGCAACGGUCAUCCUCAUCUCCUUGGUCAGAGCCAGCAGCAGCAGCAGCAGCAACAGCAACCCCAACACGGCAAUAAACCACCCCGUAGCCUUGGACUCAUAUGUGUCGUAUGUGGUGACACGAGUUCCGGAAAACAUUACGGUAUCCUGGCCUGUAACGGAUGCAGUGGUUUUUUCAAAAGAAGCGUCCGCCGGAAGCUCAUCUACAGGUGUCAGGCAGGAACUGGAAGAUGCAUAGUGGACAAGGCUCACAGGAACCAAUGUCAGGCGUGCCGUUUGAAGAAAUGUAUGCAGAUGGGAAUGAACAAAGACGCUCUCUCUCUCUACCUAUCCGUACGGCCGCUCUGCGAAGGAGGACGACGAGUCCCCAUUACGCGACGCAUCCUGCAGAAAGCCGUUCAGAACGAGCGACAACCCAGGAACACGGCGACCAUAAGACCGGAGGCCCUCGUGGAGAUGGAUCAGGAACGGGCACUUCGCGAAGCUGCCGUCGCCGUUGGUGUCUUUGGUCCACCCGUUUCCCUGGCGAUGGCCAGAUACGCCACACCCUUACCCCUACCGGCCGUAGCACCCACGUCGAAUUCAACGUCCACCGCGACUCCUCCCCGUCAGGACGUCGACGACGGAAACGGAUCCGAGGACAGUAUAGACGUGACCAACGAGGAGCCGCUGACACCCCAACGGAGCGGAUGUACCCAGCUGCCACCGGUGGUCCCGUCCCUCUACUCGCCAGCCAGCGCAGAAACGGUGUACGAGACGAGCGCGAGACUCCUCUUCAUGGCCGUCAAGUGGGCCAAGAAUCUACCGUCGUUCGCCAGUCUGCCAUUCAGGGACCAGGUCAUCCUCCUCGAGGAAGCGUGGUCUGAACUCUUCCUCCUGAACGCCGUGCAGUGGUGCCUCCCUCUGGAGUCCUCGCCGCUCUUCAGCGCUGCUGAACUCACGGCACUCACCCUCUCGCCCCACCCCCACUCCCACCACGGCAUGCAUCAUCUUCAAACAGGGAAGCCUAGUCAGGUCGCUGCCGACGUGCGACAUCUUCAUGACACUCUUCAGAGAUACAAGGCUGUUUUGGUCGACCCUGCUGAGUUCGCUUGUAUGAAGGCCAUCGUACUCUUUCGACCAGAGACACGUGGCCUCAAGGACUCGAGUCAGAUCGAAAAUCUGCAAGAUCAAGCUCAGGUGAUGUUGGGUCAACAUGCGCGCGCGCAGCAGCCCGGAAGUCCGGCGAGAUUUGGCAGACUACUAUUGUUGCUGCCGCUCUUGAGAUGCGUGCCGGCUGCCAGGGUGGAGCUGAUCUACUUUCACAGAACCAUCGGCAACACUCCCAUGGAGAAAGUACUAUGCGACAUGUACAAGAAUUGAAGCACUUCCUGGGUCCGAACCAAGAUGGACUCUCGUCCCGAAACGGAAGACAACAUCGUCAUGCCCGACGACCGAUGAACUAUUCGAAAUGAACGUUUCAAGGCUGUGACGUAAAAUUCGAUUCUCGCGAAGGCGUCGUCGCGCUUCUCUUCUUUGUUCUUUCGCGUGUUUAAACGAGAGCGAGAGAGAGAGGGAAGGACACGGGAUACGUGUACGGUGAGGUUUAUUUACAAUUAGUGCUUAACGGCCACGGCCUCCUCUACCUUGAGUACUUAUGAUGUAUGAUAUAGUCUUUAAAGUUCCAACACUUAAGGGUACACAUUAAGGUAUUAAACGCAUGGCAUCUAAUCGGCACAAGGAACGAUUUAACGAUUAAAGAUAUUUAUGUAUUUAUUUAUUAUAUAACUAUUUACUCCAAGCUAGGACUUAACGAUGUCGACGAAUAUUACAGUGGUACAGGGUCGGAGAAGAUGUACGAAUGUUUUCUUCGGAUUGUCGCCAGGCGAGUCUGAGGGGACGAAAAAGAAGAUGAAAAAUAUUAAAUCCCGUAAUGCAAUAGAGAGUUAACACGCGCGGACGCUAUAGAGCGUCGAUUCGAUGACCGAUCGGAAGUAACAUUAUUUUACUGGCGCUCUUUGAAUACCGUCGAAUUAAAUUCACGGUGGCGGACAUUUUUGUCAAUUUCAAUUAAGAGGCGAUCACUUGCAAUGUCACACAUAUGUCUGAUCUUCACGCUGUAAACCUACCUAACGACACACGGAUAGCUAAUCGUGCGCCAGCGUCUAAAAAGUCAUUUUAGACGUUCACCCUGUAUAUUUCGUGUUGUGAUACUGUUGUUGUAAAAUUGUACGUACCUAUCCGGUGAUACAUAUUGUAACGGCUACGUUUUUUUGUCCUUAUAAUAAAAGUAAGCACAACCAGAUGGAUCGGUCGGUUUUUCAUUAGAGCGAAUAUAUUUUUAUCAUAAGAUUAGUAAAAUUAUUCGAAUAGCGAUGCAAGAAUGCGGAUUCGCAUAGCUAUGGGUAUAUCCGGGGGAUCGUUUUCACGGUGGUUGUGCAAAGGUACAUAUUUAUUUAUCGCCAUGUAAUCCCUGACUCCCCCGUGCACGGGGGUUGCCACAUGGCAGUUUGACGGUCCCUGCGGUACCCACGGCGCUCAUAAAUUACAUCGAGUUGAGCGAGGUUUAAGGGGCUGCUUAAGUUGUCAAAGCCGUCGGGGAGUUAAACGGUAGAAUAAGGGUGCUCGGAUUAAUGCGUUUUCAAUUACGCCCUUUUGCAAUUUUCUGACUUUACGAAUAUAUACAUACAUACACAUCCCCCGCAAGAAGCCCAAGAUCUUCGUGCAACUUGGAGCCCGCCAAAAUAAUCCUUAUUCAAAAUUCAAAUUUUUUAAUAAUCGAAAAAAAAUUGUAUCUGUUCAAAA
This is a messenger RNA of Cephus cinctus (wheat stem sawfly), 3940 nucleotides long. Its product is annotated as photoreceptor-specific nuclear receptor. Gene Ontology annotation, biological process: anatomical structure development; cell differentiation; positive regulation of transcription by RNA polymerase II. NCBI's taxonomy places the organism in Eukaryota, Metazoa, Arthropoda, Insecta, Hymenoptera, Cephidae. The record is from RefSeq and is a predicted model, not a curated record. The transcript is spliced from 9 exons. Gene Ontology annotation, molecular function: nuclear receptor activity; RNA polymerase II cis-regulatory region sequence-specific DNA binding; zinc ion binding. Bases 599 to 2518 code for a protein of 639 amino acids.